GAAUAUCACCCCAUGUCGCAAUGGGUCAGUCCGGCCAAUGAAAAGGAAGAAAACUGAAACUGGGGAUUUCCAAGUCCUUGGGAUUUCCAAGGAAUACGGGAAGUCAAGAUUGCACCCAUUGCUGAAAUCGGGCAAAUAUUGCAUCGCUUGGUGACAUCAGUGGUGGAAUCAGAACACAACGGCCAGCUAGAUACCAUUGUAGAGUGAAUUCGAACGGGGUGCAGAACUGCAGAUUGAUGUGGACAGACUUUUCACGCUUCACAUAGGAUCCACAGAUACACGUUCAAGUCAUUACCCCAGAGAAAUGGCGACAUCAAUCGCGAAAGAGGAAGCUAAUAAAGCAGCACCAGUCCAGAUCCAAACCUUCGUGUUCUUGGAUCUGGAAACAACUGACCUCAGAACUGGCCUGGAAGAAGACGAACCCCAGAUCACGGAGAUCAGUCUGGCGGCGGUUCGCCGUGACCAGCUCCUGAGUGGCACCACCGUGCCGCCAGGGGGCGCCUCGCUACCCCGAGUCAUGGACAAGUUCACGGCCUGCGUUCGACCAACCCAGGCCAUCCACCCCAAAGCCGCCGAGAUCACCAACCUGACAAACCAGAGCUUGGGAAAACAUCGUGUAUUCGACGAAGAUCUGAUGAAAUCGCUGGUGCACCUGUUAAACCGCCAGGAACCACCAGUAUGCCUGGUAGCACAUAAUGGCGAUUGGUUCGACUUCCCGGUUUUGAAGUCGGAGCUGAGGAGAUCCAAAACCGCGGGUCUGUUUCCGAAGGAUGUCCUCUGCGUGGACUCAAUGCUGGCCAUGAAGCACCUCUAUGCAGGUCAGUUCAGAAGUUUCAGCCUCCCGAGACUUCACGAAAACUUGUUUAGCGUUGCACCUCCGCCAGAGGUCGCUCAUACCGCAGAAGGCGAUGUGAUCACCAUGGUCAAGAUUGUGAAGAAGCUGGGAGCUGAAAAGAUCAUACAGUGGAUGGACGAAAAAGCCAGUGCCUUUGCUAUUUAGUGUUUUAUAGUCUACGGGUUUGUCCGGGCGUAGUGAACCCAGAAACAUUCCUUUCAUUGAAUGUUUUUUUUAUAAUAUAACUUCGUACAAAAGAUGAGCUUGAUAACUAUACAGGCAAAUCAUUUCUGAUUAAAUCGCUGGUAACAGCUUUGCUAGAAUCAUAAGUUUAACUUUUAGAGCGUCAUCGCAGUGCAUAUCCAUAACGCUUCAUGAAUGUGUGUGGCCUUACAGCGGCAUGUACUGAUUUUAGAUUCUUGGAUAGUUUUUAGGACGGAUGUCAAAUAUGUUUAAUCAAUUAUUGUAACAUUAGUGCGCUCAUUCUCUUUGGGCGAAGUUUUAGGACGUAGUACAUAACAUUUAGGAUGUUUUAGGAUCGUAGUGAAUAUCAAUCAUGGAUUAUAAAUGAGCGUUCCAUUAGUGCUCACAUUUACUUAUUUUGGUAAGUUUUUAGGACGUAGUGCAUACUAAUUGUGAUAGAUUUACUUACUAUUGUUUAGUCAACGUUUACGAAGUACAUGUAGUAUAGUGAGUAUAAAGUAUAGUUAAUAAAUGAGUCUAACAUUAGAGCUCGCAUUUACUUAUUUCUGGACAGGAAGUGAUACAAACAUUUUAGGGGUAUGUAUGUUAUAUUUGGGCGGAGUGUUUUUGUAGACUUGGGUCUCUUGUUAGGAUAAACUUUAGUUUUACCACGCGCGCACAUUUUCAUGACCUUUAUCAAUCUAUAAGGCAUUAUUAAUCAGUGGAAUGAACUCUAGUAACCCGUAUGCCUUUUUACCACGUGCACACAUGUUCAUGACCUUUAACAAUGUCUCAGGCAUCAGUGGGAUGACCUCUAGUAACCCCUGUGUCUUUUUACCACGUGCGCACAUGUUCAUGACAUUUAACAAUGUCUCAGGCAUCAGUGGGAUGACCUCUAGUAACCCGUGUGCCUUUUUACCACGUGCACACAUUUUCAUGACCUUUAACAAUCUCAGAGGCAUGUAUUAAUCAGGAAGAUGAAUUCUAGUAACCCGCGUGUCUGUGUUCCAGCAAGCCAGCGUGAUUGAUGAUCCGACCGCCACCCAAAACGUGCCAUACGUGUCAUACGACUUGAUAUGAAAAGUACAUUGUAAGGAAUGUGUACGGAAUAAGCAUAAAUCAUCGAGACAUAACAAGGAAGCAAGGAUAAUUAGCGACUGUUGUUUGAGUACAGGAACUAGCAUUAGCUCCUCACGGUACUCAACCAACAGGAGAUAAUUUAGUCAUUUGCAUCAACCUUGAGUUGACUUCGUCUUACACUUAUUUCCCAUUGGA
This is a messenger RNA of Branchiostoma floridae (Florida lancelet), 2293 nucleotides long. RefSeq names its product three-prime repair exonuclease 1-like. Gene Ontology annotation, cellular component: cytoplasm. Bases 305 to 1000 code for a protein of 231 amino acids. Gene Ontology annotation, biological process: DNA catabolic process. The record is from RefSeq and is a predicted model, not a curated record. The transcript has 4 exons. NCBI's taxonomy places the organism in Eukaryota, Metazoa, Chordata, Leptocardii, Amphioxiformes, Branchiostomatidae. Gene Ontology annotation, molecular function: nucleic acid binding; 3'-5'-DNA exonuclease activity.